CAAACGCAAGUGCAACUCGCCUGGAUUCGAAAACCGAUUCUUUUCUUUUCUGUUCUGACGAUAUCGGAAUCCAACCAGACUCCAUUUCGCUCUCUCUUUCUCAGAAUCUCCAAAAAUCGAUUUCUCUUCGAACGAAGAGAAUCGAAAAGGAGGAUAAAAAACCCCCUAAAAACCCUAAUAUCUGAAAUCUCCUCAAAUUCGCAGGGGCACAAAUGGAAAAGGAGAAUCGAUUAUCGCUUCCUCUUUCAACCGCAUUCACAUUAUCAGGUUUUUUCUCUUUGUAAUUGGGUUAAUUUUUAUCCUAGUAGCAAUGGACGGUACGUUCAAUAGACAGAUUUUGGUUGACAAGCUUGCCAUACUGAACAAUUCUCAACAGAGCAUAGAGACUUUAUCACAUUGGUGUAUUUUUCAUAUGAAGAAUGCAAAACAAGUUGUGGAAACAUGGGACAGGCAGUUCCAUUGUUCCCCGCAUGACCAACGGGUGUCUUUUCUCUAUCUUGCAAAUGAUAUUUUGCAAAACAGUAGACGAAAGGGUGCGGAAUUUGUUGGUGAAUUUUGGAAGGUUCUUCCAGAUGCUCUAAGUGAUGUAUUUGAGAAUGGGGAUGAGUUUGGAAGAAAUGCUGCAACGCGACUGGUUGAUAUAUGGGAAGAAAGGAAAGUCUUUGGUUCUCGCGGGCAAAUUCUCAAGGAGGAGCUUUUGGGAAGGAACCAGGGGCAUAGCAAUAGAAAUGGAAAAAAUCCUGGCUACAAACUGAAACAAUCUGUUGGAAAUAUACUGGAAAAGAUAAUUUCAAAUUAUGAGGUUGUUUAUGAUGGUCCUGUGGAUGAAGAUUCUGUAUUGAGCAAAUGCAAAACUGCUAUUAGCUUCGUCGCGAAGGUGGAGAAGGAUAUUGGUGCUGAUUACAACUCAGGGCACAUCAAUGGAUCCGAAUUGGUAGAGUUGCAGGGGCAGCAUGGUAUCCUAAGGGAAUGCAUCGAACAUCUGAAAUCUGCUGAAUCAUCAAGGGCAACUCUUGUCUCCAAUUUAAGGGAGGCACUUCAAGAACAGGAAUUCAAGCUGGAGCAACUCCGAAAUCAACUUCAGGUGGCUCAGUCUCGAUCCGAACAUGCAGCUAACAUCUCCCGCCGGCUCCUGACCAACAACAGCGGGCAGUUGAUGGGCGAUCAGCGGCCCAAGGAAGCAACCACCUUCUCCGAUGCACCCCUCAGUUUUGUCUCAGAAACUCCGGCCAGUGGUGGGGAGAAAGAACAAUCAGCCCCGGUCAUGUAUAUUCAAAGAGGACCUUCCUUACCGGACAAUAAUUCUCUUCAGAUUGAAGAGGACCACCGGAAAACAGCUGCUGCUGCCGUGGCGGCGAAGCUUGCAGCAUCAACCUCCUCAGCUCAGAUGCUAACCUACGUCCUCUCCUCUCUUGCGUCGGAGGGCGUCAUUGGCAACACAUUGAAAGAAUCUUCCAUUGAAAGCAGUCCUUCUGAGAAGAGGCCCAAACUUGAGAAUAGCCCGACAUCUUACAUGCCAACCCAGCUUCCUCCACCACUACCACCUUUCCCGCAUCCUGAAUCACUCCACAACAAGAUCUCUGCCUCACAAAACAUGUCCCAACACCAGCCACCACCGCCUCACCCGUCGUCAUCACCCAUGUCACAACCAGGCCCCCCCAUGCAGCCGCCUCCCCCCCUACCACCACUGCCACCUGUGCCGCCCCCGCCACUUCCAAGUCAUUUCAUGCAGACUGCUGGAUCCAUGACAAGUGUACCAUACAGUUACGGUACGGCCCCACAACGGCCACCAUCUUUGCCAGGUUAUCAGCUAGUAGGCACACCAAUUUCGGGCCUACACCCUUACCCUGGCCCACCAAACCCUUAUCAGAAUUUCCAGUCGUCGGAUGGCGGUUUUUAUAGCCAGCCGCCCUUACCAGCAAUGCCAUCCCAGCAGUGAAAAUUUUCCAUCUCGGGACCCCCCUUUGGAAGCUGUGUGUGCGCGCACGCAUUGGAGAACAUCAUUGGUUGAUGCUGCUGAGAGGCAAAGUGGGCCCCAUUUGUAGACCUUUGAUCACUGUUAGGACCCUGUACUUGGAUGGAUGAGAUUCAAAUCUCACAUUAACAAUAUACAUAAAUUGUAUAUUAACUGUAGUUUCCUACCGGUUCAUAAUGCCUUUUGUGGGGUUGAAUGCUA
Messenger RNA from Magnolia sinica, 2176 nucleotides. RefSeq lists its product as uncharacterized. Gene Ontology annotation, biological process: mRNA 3'-end processing. The record is from RefSeq and is a predicted model, not a curated record. Gene Ontology annotation, molecular function: RNA polymerase II complex binding. The transcript is spliced from 8 exons. Lineage: Eukaryota; Viridiplantae; Streptophyta; Magnoliopsida; Magnoliales; Magnoliaceae. Gene Ontology annotation, cellular component: RNA polymerase II, holoenzyme. Bases 311 to 1939 code for a protein of 542 amino acids.